Selaginella moellendorffii is the source of this 939-nucleotide messenger RNA. RefSeq names its product zinc finger A20 and AN1 domain-containing stress-associated protein 9. The transcript has a single exon. Lineage: Eukaryota; Viridiplantae; Streptophyta; Lycopodiopsida; Selaginellales; Selaginellaceae. The record is from RefSeq and is a predicted model, not a curated record. The coding region runs from base 304 to 789 and encodes 161 amino acids. Gene Ontology annotation, molecular function: zinc ion binding; DNA binding.
CGGGGAGCUCUAGCGUCGCCCCCCUUCUCUCUCUUGCUUGCUUUUUUUUCCCUCCACGCGUGCGCCGCCCAAUGCUGGUAUUGGUAUAAAGCCAUCGCCACACCUCACAUUUUUUGGGGCAAAAUUGUUAGUGUUAGAGUAGCGGUUCUUCGCUUCUUCUCCGCGAAGAGCGUCUCACCGGUGAGAGAGAAGUGGGCUCGCGACUGGACAGGGCGACAGAGCGCCGAAUCGCGAGGAUCUGUGAAUUGGGUGCGUGCGGGCGGGCAGCAUCUCACUUGGGUCUCGCUCGAUUUCUCGAUUUCCAUGGCGCAGCAGGACGAUUACCAGCAGGCUGCCGCGGCGGAGGCGCCCGUGCCAUGCGCGAACAACUGCGGCUUCUUCGGCAACGGGACGACCAUGAAUCUGUGCUCCAAGUGCUACAGGGAUUCCGCCAAGAUGGCCAUGGCGGUGGAGAUCUCCAGCGGCGCGGCGCCAAUUCUUCCAUCCGGGUCGGCAAAGGCCCGGGCUUCGCCGGCGGCGGCUCCCAGGGAUUUGCCCCAAUCUUGCUGCGAGGGAUCGAGCGAGGGAUCGAGCGGAUCUUGCCCGCCCCCCGCCGCCCCAGACAGGUGCUCGUGCUGCCGGCGGAAGGUCGGGCUCAUGGGCGUUACGUGCCGCUGCGGCAAGGUGCUGUGCUUCCCCCAUCGAUACCCCAGCGAGCACGGCUGCGAGUUUGAUUUCCAGAGCCAGGGCCGGAUUGCCAUCGCCAAGGCCAACCCCGUGGUGAUCGCGAGCAAGAUCGACAAGAUUUGAUCGAGCCACCAUGGAAGAACCAUCUUUUUCUUUCCUUUUAGUCUUUUCUUUCUCUUUUAGUGUUCGAUUGAUUGAUUCCUCCUCUCUCUUCUCAUUCUCUCCUCCCAUUGGUUGUAGCAUAUUAAUACGAAUAGACGAUUCUUUUAUGUG